Cricetulus griseus (Chinese hamster) is the source of this 396-nucleotide messenger RNA. Lineage: Eukaryota; Metazoa; Chordata; Mammalia; Rodentia; Cricetidae. The record is from RefSeq and is a predicted model, not a curated record.
CGGGACUUCUGUCGCCGGGUCGCAGCAGCUGUGGUGCUGAUCACCUGGGAGCGAAUUAAAAAUGGGCGAUGUUGAGAAAGGUAAGAAGAUUUUUGUUCAGAAGUGUGCCCAGUGCCACACUGUGGAAAAGGGAGGCAAGCAUAAGACUGGACCAAAUCUCCAUAGUCUGUUCGGGAGGAAGACAGGUCAGGCUGCUGGAUUCUCAUACACAGAUGCCAACAAGAACAAAGGCAUCACCUGGGGAGAGGAUACCCUGAUGGAGUAUUUGGAGAAUCCCAAAAUGUACGUCCCCGGAACAAAAAUGAUCUUCGCUGGAAUUAAGAAGAAGGGAGAGAGGACAGACCUAAUAGCUUAUCUUAAGGCUACUAAUGAGUAAUUCUGAUGCCUUAUUUAUUA